Acinonyx jubatus (cheetah) is the source of this 3088-nucleotide messenger RNA. It is a transcript of the gene CD200, whose product is annotated as CD200 molecule. Gene Ontology annotation, molecular function: cell-cell adhesion mediator activity. The coding region runs from base 854 to 1660 and encodes 268 amino acids. The transcript has 6 exons. Gene Ontology annotation, biological process: regulation of immune response; negative regulation of macrophage activation. NCBI's taxonomy places the organism in Eukaryota, Metazoa, Chordata, Mammalia, Carnivora, Felidae. The record is from RefSeq and is a predicted model, not a curated record.
AAGUCAGAUGCUUAACCAACUGAGCCACCCAAGCACCCCACAUACAUUUGUUUUUUAGUGUCUAUUGGUGAAAUUCAGCGACAAUAGUUUUGCACUCAGUUAAAUUUCAACAGAGCAACUGGCGUUCAGGUCAUAUGAGGACAGUGAAGUUAAUAAACACAUAGUAGGGGCAGUUUAAUCUGAUGGCAGCAAGAAAAUAAUAAGAUAGUUAUCAGAAGUGGCUCAACGGGUCAGCACCAGAUUAGCAUCUUUUCCCCUUAUCUUCUUUGUCUACAACAUACAAUUACCCCUUCCUUCUUUCUCAUACCCACCCCCCUUUGCUUUCCCUAGCAGAGCAACACUUUUUUGGUUUCCUGAAACCUGUGCUCCCCCGAAUUGCAAUUCCGAGACCCCAAAUAACAAACCUUUGUUCUUUUUUAAAUCCACCUCCAGGUGGAUUAACACCUGCUGAGCAAUGCAGACAGCCAUACCUCUGAGCAAGAGCUCAAACGAUUGAGGUCUCCCCACCUCCCCCCAUUUCCUUUUUCUCUGGGUCCUGGUAGAGUGGAAAUGGAAAGAGUGUAUGUUUUUCCCAACACUUUCUCAAAGUGUUUCCAAAACGGCCACCUCUGACAAAUGCACCGUGUUUCAGAUGGGGAAUUUACCCAUGAGACUGGAAACCCCAACCGCUGGCUCCCGCGAGUGGGUGUAGCGGUGAGGACUCCAGCGGGGGAGGCGGGGGGCGGCGAGGAGAGCCAUUGCAGCAGCUCCUCGGGGCGGGGACCCGCCGCGCCUCCUAGGCUUCCAGCUCCUUUAGCGAGAACCCUCGGGCUUUCCAGCUGAGGCCGGCCAUCCCGCGCGGCAGGGAGCGACGAUGGAGAGGCUGGUGUUCGUUGGGCUCUUGUGUCAUCUGUCUGCCUACAGACUGAUUUGGUUCUUCGCAGCAGUGAGGCUCUGCAGGGCGGCCCAAGUGGUGACCCAAGAUGAAGAAGAGCUGCUGAACACACCUGCUUCCUUAAGAUGCUCUCUGCAAAAUUCCGAGGAAGUCUUGAUUGUGACAUGGCAGAAAAUCAAGGCUGUAAGCCCAGAAAACAUGGUCACCUUCAGCAAGAACCAUGGGGUUGUAGUCCAGCCUGCCUAUAAGGACAAGAUAAACAUCACCCAGCUGGAACUCAAGAACUCAACCAUUACAUUCUGGAAUACCACCCUGGAGGAUGAAGGGUGUUACAAGUGCCUCUUCAAUACUUUUGGUUCCGGGAAGAUCUCAGGAAAAGCCUGCCUCACCCUCUCUGUACAGCCCACAGUGUUCCUUCACUAUAAAUUUUUCGAAGACCACGUAAAUAUCACUUGCUCUGCCAAUGCCCGCCCAGCCCCUGUGAUCUCCUGGAAGGUCUCUGGGUCAGGGAUUGAAAACAGUACUGAGAUUCUCUCACACCCCAAUGGGACCACGUCUGUCACGAGUGUCCUCCAGGUCAAAGACCCCAAGAGCCAGGUGGGGAAGGAGGUAAUCUGCCAGGUGCUACACCUGGGGACUAUGACCAGCGUCAGGCAAACUUUGGACAAAGGCUUUUGGUUUUCAGUUCCACUAUUGUUAAGUAUUGUUUCCCUGGUCAUUCUCCUGGUCUUAAUCUCAAUCUUAUUAUACUGGAAACGUCGUCGGAACCAAGACCGAGAGCCCUAGAAGACUCACACAGAACCCUGAAUAUUAUGUCCUGGUCUACUUGAAUCUGAUUCAUGAGAAAGGCAGGAGGAAAAGGGUCAUUCUCCAAGAACAAAAGAGGUAGGGGUAAAAGACCUAAGAAUUUCAAGAUUUCCUUCUGCCAUGUAAGCGACCCAGUGCUGGUGAGUGUUCCAAAAGGAAGUCAUUUCACCUCUCAAGUCUGUUGUAGGACUUGAUUUUGUGAAGUAGGGCAGUGUUGUCCUGUUGAAUGGACUCUGGAUCAGUAGCCACAACUCAGAGACUGACUCUGGCUCCAGCUGAUGGCAGCCCCACGUUCAUCACUUUCUCUCAAUGAGCUUCCACAUCUGCAUCCAGAAAAUUAAGAAGUUGGACCAGAUAAUUUGCCAUUCUGCUCUAAAAACUGAUGUAAUUCCAGGAAAGAAAAUGAAUAAUGAAAUGAAAAAGAGAAAGGAGAAUACAGAGAGGUGUUGAGGACCAAAGAACUUUUCUGAGACUACCUUUAACCUUUCUGUUGAUGUUCCUUCUCUUCUUCCAUAUUGUUCCUAGGUCCAUGAGUCUGUUUUUUCAUGUGUUUCUUCAUUGCAUUGUUAAUAGCUGGUCUUUCUAAAGUCCUUGGUUUCACUGCUAUAUUUCAUGUUCUUUUGUGACGUUUACCACAAUGAAUGUGGGACUGAAUUUAUUGCAAAAUAACAUCGGCAACCUUAACUUUACUUAUCUAUUUUUAUAGAAGAAUAAGUAUUGUUAGUCCAACAGUUCGCAUAUUUAAAAAAGUUUGCAUUUCCUGUCCCAUUUGACUCAUAAGAUGUCAGUCCUAUUUUAGUCGUUGUGAAUUCAAACUUGUGUAAUGAAAACAUAUGAUAAAAAUAGGCAUUUAGGAAGUUUUGUAAAUAACAGUCAGUCAAUUCAAAUGCUUUUCUCUCCUGUCUUCUUUUCUCAUGAGUUAACUUCUCAUAAUAGCAGAGAAGGCAUGUAUGGGUUUAUAGAUCCCUUUGGUCUAAAUAUAUUUCCCUUUCCUUUCCUUUCCUUUUUAUUUAUUUAUUUUGAGGGGGGAUGGGACAGAGAGAGAGACAGAGAGAUAGAGAGAGAGAGAAACUCAAGCAGGCUUCAUGCCCACCACCCUAGGAUCAUGACCCAAGCUGAAAUCAAGAGUCAGACACUCGACCAACUGAGCCACCCACGUGACCCCUAAAUAGAUAUUUCGAACUAGUGGAACAAUUUUGAACUCUUAUUACUCACAAGACCAAAUUAGUGACUUUUUCAGUAUUGCCUGCUUUCUUCUCUCUACUCCGUGACUAAAACUUAACUUGUUUUCACUGUUGAAUUGGAUAUUUGUAUAUUUAAGCCUUUCAUAUGUUAUUUAAUUCUGUAUUAUUUCAUAUAUUUGUAUUAAAAUACUGAAUGAUUAAAAGUAAAAGUGUCAAGGCUAAA